CUUUUUCUCUUUCUUUUUCCGUUCAUGAAUUCAAUGACUUGUGUUGUGUUUAUCUUCUUCUUUGCUAAUUCUAGGUUUCUUUCAAGAUUAUGUAUGUUUUAGUGUUGUAUGUUGUUCAAAGCUUAGACUUUUUUUAUGAGGAGUUUGAUGGAAACUAAUGAAAGAUUAUUGCUUUGAAAGGGUGUUAUAUGAUCUUUUUGCUUUUUUGUCAAUUGGGCACAUUGGUUAACUCUGGUUUUAUGUUUACUCCGCGUUUAGACCGGCGGGGUGACAUUGGAUAACUAGUUUGUUUUGAUUGAAGGAGGAUAGAGUUUAGGAGAAAUCUGUGAGGAUUUUGGGGAAUCAUUAAGUGAUUGUUCCAAAUACUGAACUUUUUAGUUUUAGUUAGGCUUACGAUAUUCAUGAAGAUAAAGCUGAACAAUAUGGAGAAUGUUAUACCCCUUUUGACUAUACAUAGUUGGCAAAGAUUAUGAGUGCUAUAUGUAUGUGGGAUGAAAAGAAAUCGAAAAUCUGGAAACGGUAAUUUCAUGGAAAAUAAUAUGAAAGGAGGAAAUGAAAAGGCUAAGAUACAGAGAGAAAAUACAAAAUGCAACUUAUCUAAUGAUGAAAUUCUCAUAUAUUCUUUAAAAAAUCUAAUCUUGAAAUUGGGAUCUAUUCCAGGAGGUAUAUAUUAAGGAUGUCAACCUCAAUGCAUUGUCCCUGUUCUAAUGGGUCAUAAUUGUGACCUCUUUACUAAUUAGGAUGGGUAUAAAGAAAUGCAUUUUCUUGAUUUGAGAUCAAUGGACCCGUGCCUUAUUAAGAUGGAUCCGGAAAUAGUAUAUAGUAGUUACGUGGCUUUCAUAUGUUAUGGAUGAUAAUAUUGUGGAGUCACUCAACUUGCUGACUUCAUUUUUGAAGUAUUAUGUUCUGUGUUUACACUUUCUGAAUGUUGUUUAUCCUAUAAGGAAUGAUGUUAUCAGGCCUUGUGUUCAUAAAACUGCUUCUUGGUUUUAGGUACCAACACAUGGGGCAGAUUUGAAUUUACAGUGAAACUUAUUUUGUUUUAUCAGUUUCUGUUUUAGAAUUUUUUUUUUCCAGAAAAAACUAUUGAAUAUAUUCUAAAAAUUAGUACAGUUAGUUCAGUUCAAUUUAUAUUAUAAUUCAUGGCAAUUUAGACCAGUUUAGUAUACUGCAGUUUCAUAAAGCAAAUUAUAGUUCAUUUCAUCUGAAUUACUUUUUAGUUCAGUUCCGAUAAACUAGUUUUUAGUUUAGUGUAGUUUUUAACAAUACAGUCCAGUACAGUUUAUUUUGUCCACCCGUAGCCAUAUGUUAAACUCCUACUCGUGGUUGAACCUGCUCAGGAUAAGAAAAGAUUUUUUGUUACUUUUUUCACAGUUUAAAACCCCGAAGAUCAUCAGAUCAAUUUAAUUGCAUGCUGGUUUUGCCUCACACUAAGAAGCUUGAUGGAUAAAUGCAGAAUCAUCAUAAGAUAUUUUCUCUAUUUCCUGUCGAUAAGGUGCACUUGGCGAACACCCUAGUUCCAAGCCGCCAAUGCUUUCGGCCCUCACCCUAUCCUAGUGCUAGCUACCUGCUGAGUUUCACCUCAGGGACCUUUUAUUCCAACCGAGUCACAUCAGCCAUGACUUCUUCUUGCCCAGGAAUUGAUCCUCUUCCCUCCGAGUUCCGCUUCUUCAAGAUUAUUGUGGAUACUACUCUCCAAAAGGGAAAAAUUAUGAUUCCAAAGGAGUUCACUCGGAAAUAUGGUGGUAGAUUGUUAAACCCUUUGUUUCUCAAGGUUCCCGAUGGCAUUGAAUGGGAACUAUGUUGGACUAAAGACGGUACUGGUAAUGUUUGGUUGGAAAAGGGAUGGAAGGAAUUUGCCACUUAUUACUCCCUUGGCUACGGUCAUCUUGUGACGUUCAAAUACCAACAAACAUGUACAUUAGAGGUACACAUAUACAAUACAUGUGCCGUAGAAAUAAAUUAUCCCUCCAACAACACUCAAAACAGUUCUAGUAAUGUUUUGUUUGAGGUAGCUCCAACAUCACCAUCUCUUCCUGGGCUUUCUAAGAAACCAAGGAAACACCCAAUUGGGCCAGGCUCCAGUUUACCUCAGCACGUCCAAGUUAAAGUUGAUCUGCUUCAAGAGAAUAGUGGUGCAACCAGAUCUGAAACUCCUUCUUUUAUGGUUACCCUGAAGGAUACAAACGUGAAUGGAUAUAUUUUGGUCAUUCCGUCCAUCUUUACUAAAAAGUAUUUGAAGGAAACCGGCAAACAAGAUAUCCUCCUUCAAGUCUUGGAUGGGAGAACUUGGCACGUUACAUUAAAGAAUGGCAAAUUUUUCAAGGGAUGGAGGGCUUUUGUAUCACAUAACUAUUUGAAUGUUGGGGAUGUUUGCAUUUUUGAGCUAACCGAGAGCCAAGCUCCAUGUUUUAAAGUGUCAAUAAUUCCAAUUUCACAAGAUAAAUGUUCGAGUUCACAAGAUAGAGAAUAUGUUGACCUUACGAAAAUCCAAGACUUUAGAUGUAUUGAUACUUUUUCCAUCAAAGCUAUGCAAGAAGCAGCAAAGUUCACGUCCGUAAAUCCUUUUUUCACGCUCAAAAUAAGGGCAAAUCAUAGGGGAGAUUUCAGAUCGCGUGUACCACUUGAUUUUGUGAGAGAGUACUUCCACAAGAAACAGGUGACGUUACAGUUUGGGAAUAAAUCAUGGCGGGUAAAACUGGUUGGUGCUGUUCCAACAAAGCUGUCUCAAGGUUGGAGCCCAUUUGCAAAAGAAUGUAAGUUGCAACCUGGAAAUGUUUGCGUCUUUGAGUUAACAAACGAAGAAGAUUUAGUACUUGAUGUUCAUAUUUUUAGGGGACAAUCUUAGAGAAUUCAUUUGAAGCAUUUAUUGUAAAAUUGCCCAUUCA
Molecule: messenger RNA, 2888 nt
Organism: Vigna angularis (adzuki bean)
Lineage: Eukaryota; Viridiplantae; Streptophyta; Magnoliopsida; Fabales; Fabaceae
Product: B3 domain-containing transcription factor VRN1
Exons: 8
Coding region: 1451-2848 (465 amino acids)
Molecular function (GO): DNA binding
Source: RefSeq, a predicted model, not a curated record